This is a messenger RNA of Eriocheir sinensis (Chinese mitten crab), 909 nucleotides long. RefSeq names its product major prion protein-like. Bases 244 to 909 code for a protein of 221 amino acids. NCBI's taxonomy places the organism in Eukaryota, Metazoa, Arthropoda, Malacostraca, Decapoda, Varunidae. The transcript is spliced from 5 exons. Gene Ontology annotation, molecular function: alpha-1,4-glucosidase activity. The record is from RefSeq and is a predicted model, not a curated record.
CGUCCCACUCAUCAACCAAGGCAUCAGUGCCUCGGAGCCCCCGGCACCUACAUCCCCUGGGACCAAGGCCUGCACCUGGAGGUCUUCAUACAGAACCACACCAAUCACCCAUUCAUCAGAAAGGUGUGGCAUCCAGUGUGGACAGCCUGGCCAGACUUCCUGCACCCCUUGGCCACCCACUACUGGGGCCGACAGCUGCUGCGCUUCCACAACACACUGCCCUCUGACGGAGCCUGGACCGACAUGAAUGAACCCUCAAACCUCUGGUCCAGGAGUCACCACGGCUGUCAGCAGAACAACUUGGAGCAUCCGCCCUUCCUGCCGCCAGUGGUCAGAGACUCUCUCUUCUGCCACACGGUCUGCAUGUCGGCAAGGCACUACAUCGGACUCCACUACAGCCUCCACAACCUCUACGGACUGUCAGAGACGAGUGCCACCAAUGCAGCCCUGCAGGGUGUGGGAGCCAGGCGGCCGUUCAUGACUUCCCACUCGUCCUUCCCCGGCCAGGGCAUCGAUGGGGGCCACUGGACAGACCACUACGGGGGCCACUGGACAGACCACUACGGGGGCCACUGGACGGACCACUACGGGGGCCACUGGACAGACCACUACGGGGGCCACUGGACGGACCACUACGGGGGCCACUGGACGGACCACUACGGGGGCCACUGGACGGACCACUCCGGGGGCCACUGGACGGACCACUACGGGGGCCACUGGACGGCCCACUACGGGGGCCACUGGACGGACCACUACGGGGGCCACUGGACGGACCACUACGGGGGCCACUGGACGGACCACUACGGGGGCCACUGGACGGACCACUACAGGGGCCACUGGACGGACCACUACGGGGGCCACUGGACGGACCACUACAUGGGCCACUGGAAGGACCACUACGGGGGCUAA